Arabidopsis lyrata subsp. lyrata is the source of this 1025-nucleotide messenger RNA. RefSeq lists its product as uncharacterized. The transcript has 2 exons. The record is from RefSeq and is a predicted model, not a curated record. Bases 237 to 1025 code for a protein of 262 amino acids. NCBI's taxonomy places the organism in Eukaryota, Viridiplantae, Streptophyta, Magnoliopsida, Brassicales, Brassicaceae.
UUUUGUUUUAUCUUUCUCGUCUCUCUCUUGUCUUCUCUCUUCUGAUACCAUUGAUCGUCGAUCAUCACUUAAAUACAAGAAUCUCUCCUUCGAUUCCGCCGUUUAAUCCUUCGAUUCCGCCAUUUCUACCUCCAUCUUCGACGCUUAGAGCCUAAUCUCCGGUGGUGAAGCCGUCGUCGCCUUUUGUACCGGCUUCGUUCGUGUUCAGAGAUUCGUCGGUCUUUGCACUACAGAAUAUGGAAGAGGUUGCUGAUCCUGUUAAUAGUGUUACCCUUACUUUGCAUGAUGAUAAGCAAUGCGCGUUAUGGGACUGUAUGCGUGUCCACGCAGAUGGUUCUCGGUAUUGCUGCAUACCACACAUGGACUUUGCCCUUGCAGAAAGGACCAUUCAACGACCACAUAACAUGGCCAAUGUUCGUUCGUUUAUACAGUUGGAUAAGCUUGUUAUUCCAAAACUCGUCAACCAUUUAAGAAACCCGGCACUCGGUAUCACUGGAAUAUCCAAUCUACAACAUCUAAACGUUCUGAAUGCCUCUCCCCUUGACCAACACAUACGGUUCCCAACUGAUCUUGAUGAGAGGGAAGAGUUUAAUAUUUGGGUUUUCAUUUGGCGAUUUGUUCCUAACCGACAGCUAUGGCGUCAGGGAAAUGAUACACGUCGAGGGAACUAUGUCAGAACGCGUUUCUAUCGACUCUUCCCUGCGGUUGGUGGAACAUCGUGGAGGUUAUUUAGGUACACAAUCAACAGUAAUACAGUUGCACUUUACGCAAUGGAGUACUGUAAGUCACUCGCUCAUCCACCGCCCGUCGUUGGCGUCUAUUACAGGAGAACUUGUGUCAAUGCUUCUGAUGGAGUAGAAUAUUUGAAUUCAGCCACAGUAACUGAUUUACACUCGAGCAAGAACAAGACGGAACAAAACGAGAUGCAUUCAGAAUUUCUGGCCAACAAGGGAGUACAGCAUCAUACACCAGCUCGGGACUUAAUGGCCUACAGUGAUGGUAUGAUAAGUCCCGAGCUGGUGUGA